CGCGGGCACAAGUAGUCAAGAGUUCCAUUAUCCGUUCAUCGAGCUAAGCUACAAGUCUUGUACACGAGUUCGCCUUCGGCCGUCCCUUCCCCUCUCGUCCAGCCCCGCAUAUAUCGAGCGCCGACCUCUACGUCGAAUCCUCCUCUAUAGAGGCUCUCCAUGUCGUGUCAACUGACUUAUGGGUCAAGAUGAUCGCGCCAAAGCUGGUAAUGGAAUGGGCUCUUAAACAACGAAUCGCACAAGUGAAGCUUGCUUUCGAGGAACUCGAGCAAUACAUGCUAGAGCUGAUCCAGGAAUGCCGAAACUUAGAGAAGAACGCCAUGAUCUAUAUUGCCCAUGUGCCACUACAGACCAGCAGCUAUAAAACGCUUGCAGGAAAUAUCUUUAUUUUUAUGCUUGCCGGACAUGAAACUACGGCGCAUACAUUAGCGUUCACCUUCGGUCUACUAUCGUUGCAUCCGGACUACCAAGAGAAGCUCUACAAGCAUAUUAAGAGCAUUAUCCCAGACGGGCGGCCACCCAUGAGUCUCCUCAGAGCAGCUAUACCUGUAGCGAGACAUCAGAUUCACGAAGAGACGCACCUACUACUGAGUACAUGGCUGUCUUCUAUGAGACACUCCGUCUAUUCCCUCGGCGAGUACGGAGUCCCUCAUAUCGGAGUCACCACAAUUCCAAAGGUGGCAGCUGAAGACACAACCCUGGUGACGACUGAUCGAGUCGGAAACGAAGUCGUCGUUCCAGUAUCUCGUGGAACAUCACUACAGAUCAGCGUCGCUGCUCUGCACUACAACCCCCGGUACUGGGAUGACCCACUUGCAUUCAAGCCCGAGAGGUUCCACGGUGACUGGCCUCGGGAGGCGUGUCUUCCAUUUAGCUCUGGUGCACGUUCAUGUCUAGGCAGACGGUCCUUUGAGACAGAAGGAAUCGCAAUACUGACCAUGCUCCUUUCUCGCUACAAGAUUGAGUUGAAGGAUGAUCUCAAAUUUGUGAACAAAACAUAG
Phanerochaete carnosa HHB-10118-sp is the source of this 1001-nucleotide messenger RNA. RefSeq lists its product as uncharacterized. Lineage: Eukaryota; Fungi; Basidiomycota; Agaricomycetes; Polyporales; Phanerochaetaceae. Gene Ontology annotation, molecular function: iron ion binding; heme binding; monooxygenase activity. The coding region runs from base 189 to 1001 and encodes 270 amino acids. The record is from RefSeq and is a predicted model, not a curated record. The transcript is spliced from 8 exons.